AUGGCCUGUCCAACCAAGCUCGAAGACUGCACCGUGGUCUGGUUAUGCCCCCGGGAGGUGGACCUGCGGGCAGCCAUCGCCAUGCUCGACCGAGCCUCUGACAAGAUCCCUGCCCGAGCACGAGGCCAGAAUGUAAUCUACACCGUGGGCGAAAUCAGUUGUCACAAGGUGGCCGUCGUUGGGUAUUACCAGGAACAGGGCCUUGCGGUUUCUGGAAGCAUGGCAGCGGAGGUAACGCGCGAUCUCCCGAACCUGCAAUUCGGGUUCCUGGUUGGCAUCGCUGGCGGUAUUCCAUCCCCGACUAGGAAUAUCCAGCUUGGGGAUGUGGCCGUAGCAGUCCCGGAAAAAGACCGCCCGGGUGUAGUAGGAUAUGAUCUGGGAGUAGCGGGAGAAGACGAUCGAUUUGAUCUGAAGCACUGGCAAAAUUCGACGCAUCCUCUGCUCCGGUCAAUGAUCAAUAUUGUGAGGGCCCGCAACGAGUCUCGAUUCUGGAGGCACCUGUGCAGCGACAAUUUGACCGAGUUCCGGAGACCAGACGGGAGGCUGGUCCAGCCUAAGGUCCACUACGGGACCAUUCUCUCCGGAAACAGCGACAUCCAGUCCAAGACACGCAGAGACUACCUUAGAGACCGGUAUGGGGGCAUCGCCGUGGAGAUGGAAGCGGCAGGGAUGAUGACCCGUCUGCCAGUGGCCGUAAUUCGGGGGAUCAGUGAUUUCGCAGAUGGCGUCAAAAACGAUGCCUGGCAGGCGCAUGCGGCUAUCACGGCGGCGGCAUACACUAAGGAGCUUCUCGUUCGUUUACCCGGGGAGAAGAAAGAAAACAGUCCAACGAAUUGUAUGCCAGAAGUUUCGCAACCAACGCCAUUUGCCGAUCAGGAUAUCCGCCUGACACAAGCACUACCGGAAGGAUGGGCCUUCGUGGGUCGGGAGGGCGAGAUGGCCUUUUUAGAGAAAGAGUUGGGCUUCAGCGCCCAGCCACUGCUCCAGCGGUGCGUUGCUGGUCUUUGGGGCCUCACUGGGGUCGGUAAGUCCCAGCUUGCCGCAAGGUUUGUGAGUCAACAGCGAUCCAAGCACCCUGAGCGCGAGAUAUUCUGGAUCAGCGGCGAAAGUCAGGAAGCGUUUGAGCAUAGCGUCAUUAGUAUGCUUAAAGUUGGCGUUCAUGGCUACGCCUCAGAUCAUGCGAACUUCAUCGAACUGUCCCAGGAACAGCGGACAGCACUCGUCAACUCCUUUUUCGCCGAGCUCAACCGGAUGGAUGACGCGAGAUGGCUACUGGUCAUUGAUGGACUAAACGCAAAUCCAUGGCGAAAUUCUAGCCAUACGGCAUCGGUGGAUAUACACAUCUUUGUAGGCAGACUUAAGCGAGGAUAUGUUCUUCUCACAUCACGCAGACGAGACCUUGUUGAGCGGUAUCACCCCAACCGUGAAGUGAAAGGGCUGAGCGAUGAAGAUGCCGUAGCCCUGCUGCGAACGCAGGUCGAUCCUCGUCUCAUUGGAAGAGGUGGGCUUUUCCUCCCCCAGUGCUAUGUGAGAGAAAAGGUAGGACUACUCAAGGGCCUACCACUGGCUUUGCGCCUUGCAGCGUCUAAUAUAUCCCGAUAUCGGUACACCGUCACAGACUGUCUUGAGGCGUGGACAUACCGUGGUACAGACAGCGGAUUUCUCGGGAUCGACGAAACCCUAUCUCGCUCUAUGGAGCUGAGCUUCAAGGAACUGGAGCUGGCAGAUCCCGUCGCGGCACGGAUAUUGACUCUUUUCAGCUUUUUGCAUCACCGCGACCUGUGGUACGAUCUCUGCCUCGGCGCAACCGAAGAUACAUAUCCAGCCUGGCUUCACGAGCUAGCAGCGCAAAACAGGCCUUUCCGAGACUUUUACCCUCUGCUAGCAGACCUGUCGUUCAUUGAGCUGAGAUUUGCGGCCAACGGCCACCAGCUCUGGGAAACCCACCCUGCAAUCCAAGUAGUCGCAAGGCAGAGAGCGAUUUGCAACGGUCAAGACCAUGUCUAUAUCCGAUGUGCAAUCUCGCUCGUAGCUUCUUACGCCCCGCGAUCCUACGAGGAGGACUUCUGGGACACCAUACGGCGACUAGAGCCACAUGCAGAUCUAUGCUGGAGCUAUAUAACCCAGGGGAAAUGGGGUCCUGACACUAACCUGACCGAACUGGAAAGUCUAGGCAGUUUAUUCCGGCACGUCGGUCAAUAUGGGCGCGCCGAAAUAAUCUAUCGCAUGGUCGAGAACGGCCUCACCAGCCUCAUUUUUCAGACUCCCUCGUUAGCCGCGAAAGAGUUCCUAGCUGAUGUCCAGACCAACCUAGGACUGGUGUAUACGUGUCAACGGAAAUUCGACCCAGCCCUGCGUGCGUUCGAGCAGUCAUUAGCGCUGAAGAGAGAAACCGGCGGCCUAGAACCUGACGAAGCCAUGUCCAUCAUGUACAACAAAGCGGUGGUAUUCAUGAUGACAGACAAACUGGAGGAGGCCGAGGCGCUGCUUUGCAAUGCAGCGGCGCACUUCGCCCAGUCCGAAACAGAGAGCCUUCUCAGAAAAGAGUACAAUCACCUCUGCGUUCGCAUCAUUAAGGAUAUGGGCGAAUUAAUCUUGAGAAGGGGACUGACUGAGGCUGCAAUGAGCCUCUUCCGCGACGUUUUCGACACCCAACGAAAUGUCCUGGGUGACACUCAUCCAACCCUGGUCUCACUGAAGCUGAAUAUGGGAAGAGCCAGUACCGAACUUGGUCAAUUUGAGGCCGCGCGCGCCCUGCUGGAGGAGGUUAUUGCAAUAUAUACAGAGUGGUGGGGACGUCGCCAUCCGGAGACCAUGCGAGCAAUUGAUGAGCUGGCUUGGACGUUGAUGGAAGAGGGCAGGUACAAAGAAGCGGUUAAAGGUUCUGCAUUGUCUGAGAUGCAGAAAGCAGGCGAGCUUUGGGAAGAGGUUUUGGGCUUCUAUAGAAGUAUUCAUGGGGAUGGGUCUGAUAUGGCGGGCCAGGUUAGUUUAAAUCUACUGUGCUUAGGAAAUGCAGGUUCUGCGGAUCAGGAGAUGAAUGGUGGAUAUAUACCAGUUUUGAAUUUGUAA
Molecule: messenger RNA, 3069 nt
Organism: Aspergillus steynii IBT 23096
Lineage: Eukaryota; Fungi; Ascomycota; Eurotiomycetes; Eurotiales; Aspergillaceae
Product: tetratricopeptide repeat domain protein
Exons: 3
Coding region: 1-3069 (1022 amino acids)
Biological process (GO): nucleoside metabolic process
Molecular function (GO): catalytic activity; protein binding
Source: RefSeq, a predicted model, not a curated record